Molecule: messenger RNA, 1199 nt
Organism: Eucalyptus grandis
Lineage: Eukaryota; Viridiplantae; Streptophyta; Magnoliopsida; Myrtales; Myrtaceae
Product: TMV resistance protein N-like
Exons: 2
Coding region: 66-608 (180 amino acids)
Biological process (GO): signal transduction
Source: RefSeq, a predicted model, not a curated record
CACACCCAGAGCAAACUUUCCUGAGAGAGAGAAAGGAUUUGAUAUCUGUGGAGUUUAAAGAUCUGAUGGAGGAAGGCACAAAUUCACAGCCAUCAUUUGGACCUUCAUAUGAGGUUUUUCUAAGCUUUCGUGGAGCAGACACCCGUUAUGGAUUCACUGAUUGUCUUUACCAUGGCAUGGUUGGGGCUGGAAUCCUUGUCUUUAGGGAUGAUGAAUCCCUCCAUGUCGGUAAAAAGAUUGGUGGUGAACUUUUACAAGCAAUUGAGAACUCCAAAAUCUACAUUCCCAUAUUCUCUACAAAUUAUGCUGCAAGCAAGUGGUGCCUUCGGGAGCUUGCAUAUAUGUUCAAGUGUGUGUCAAAAUCAAAUGGAAGCAAAGAGAUUCUGCCGAUUUUCUUGAACGUGGAACCUGUUGAUGUCAAGCUCAAAACAGACUUAUAUAGAAAAGCUCUUGCAAAGCACAAGAAAAGGUUUUGCACUGAAGUGGAGUCAUGGAAAAGGGCUCUAAUGGAGGUGAAUGAGAUAAAGGGAUGGAACCUGAAGAAAAAUGAAGGUAACAGAUCGAUCGGCUCCACCAAGCCGCUGUCCAGCCACAGCAGCAGCCCUUAGUCAGUCCCCACCACUUCUUCGUUGCCAGCCCGACACCAAGCAGCCAGAAGCCGCCGCUGAUCCAUCCGUCCCCUACCCCCCCCUCUCUCUCUCUCAUUCACUGUGGCAAGCUGGAUCCAGGUUCCGGACGUGCCCAUCUGGCGUUGCUAGCCUUGGGCAACACCCGGUGGUCACAAGGCAAUGACCCGCGUGAUGUGAAGGAUUGAGGCAAGGCUGAGAUGGUGGGUCAACGCGGAGCGAUGGGCGACGGCACUGGAACGCGAUGGUGGAGGCGUGGGGAGGUGAGGGACGUGAUGGUGACGGACGUUGGGGAGCAGAGAGAGAUCGAGAAAGGAUUGUUUCGGGGUCUAGAAUUUUUUUUUCCGUAAUUUUCUCUUGUGAGUAACUAAGGGAGUAACUUGGCGCUGAACGCGGCUAAGCUACCGGUGAAUUCUGGACCAUAAGUGUUCUUUUCCGGGUAAUUUGUAGUCACCAAGUUCUUGGAAGUGCACCUUGACCAUUGAGAAAUAGAUUCAACAAUAUAUUCUAUUGGAAGGCAGCGAACGAUUGCCCAAAAUUAUUCAGAAACGAAGGUGAAAAAAUUGAGUUUCA